CUGUGAUGUUUCAUUACCCAGGCUGCAGACUGUGGCCCUGUUCCUGCUCCGGCUCUGCAUUAUCUUGGUCUCUGCUUGCUGCAGGUACAAGGUUCUCCCAGUAAAAGAAAGCCAUCAUCUUUGGAUUCAGGUUUCUGUUAUUUCGAGUUUGGGUUUAUUAACCCAACGCCUGUUUCAAGAUGUCCCAUGAGAAGAGUUUUUUGGUCACUGGUGACCCGUAUGCCAGUGCAGAAUACCCCGUAGGGCAAGGUCCUGUCCCUCCACCAGCCUAUGGGCAGCCUCCGUACCCUACAACUGCGCCAUAUCCUAUGGCUCCACCUUAUCCAAACGCUGCCCCUUAUCCUGUCCAUGCACCCAUGGGGCAGGGGCCAUAUCCUGCUGGUCCUUACAAUCCUGCUGGUCCUUACAAUCCUGCUGGUCCUUACCCUAACCAACCCUACCCACAUCCUCCAUACGGACAGAGUGCGUACCCGUCAGAGCAAAGCGACUUUGGAUCCCCAAUACACAGCACCACAUACCAUGAGGAGGGUCCGCCAUCCUACUGUGACAAUCAAGACUUCCCCACCAGCCACUGGGAUGAUAAAAAUAUUCGAAGAGCUUUUAUCCGCAAGGUGUUCAUGGUGCUCACAGUCCAGCUCCUGGUCACUUUUGCAUUUGUUGCCGUCUUCACCUUUGUGGACGGGGUCAAAGUGUUCGUGCGACGCAAUGUCUGGACGUAUUACCUCUCCUAUGCCGUCUUCUUCUGCUCUCUUAUCACUCUCAGCUGUUGUGGAGAUUUUCGCCGUCGGCAUCCGUGGAAUCUCGUGGCACUGGCAAUCCUGACGUUAAGCUUGUCCUACAUGGUGGGCAUGAUUGCCAGUUUUUACGACACUGAUGCAGUGAUUAUGGCUCUUGGGAUUACAGCUGCUGUCUGCUUCACGGUUGUCCUCUUCUCCAUGCAGACAAAGUACGACUUUACGUCCUGCAUGGGAGUGCUGAUGGUCUGUCUGAUUGUCCUUCUCAUCUUCUCAAUACUUUGCAUCUUCAUCCGUAACAAGAUCAUGGAUAUAGUGUACGCCUCGCUGGGAGCACUACUCUUCACAUGCUUCCUUGCGGUGGAUACACAGAUGAUUCUGGGAAAUAAACAGUUAUCUCUCAGUCCUGAGGAAUAUGUUUUUGCUGCUCUUAACCUCUACACGGAUAUUAUCAACAUUUUCCUCUAUAUCUUGGCCAUUAUUGGAAAAGCCAAGGAUUGAGCGUGGAAUUCCUGUAUUGUCCCUCCAGACUCUCCAUUCCUGUGUUAUGCUUUGCACACAAAUUGAUUGCGAUUUGUAACUUUCAAAUAUCCUGGCAACCUUGUUGUCCUAGAUACCCCACCUUCAAACAUGUACUUCCUCCUGCUCUAAAUAUUCAGUGUUCACCUCAGUCCCUUACAUUUCUAACUUCAGUUAUCCUCUUUAUUUUCCUUAAGCACCAUUAUUUAAGUAUUGUAGUACAGUACUCUUCCUCCUUCAGCAAUAACGUCAUUUGUUAUCCCGGUCGUCUGGAAGACUGCCCUAUAGCCUUCAACACUGCCACCAUCCCCUGUCCGCCCCGCCUUUUCCCUGUCUCCUGUAACGUUGGCCGCCCCGCCUUUUCCCUGUCUCCUGUAACGUUGUCCGCCCCGCCUUUUCCCUGUCUCCUGUAACGUUGGCCGCCCCGCCAUUUCCCUGUCUCCUGUAACGUUGGCCGCCCCGCCAUUUCCCUGUCUCCUGUAACGUUGGCCGCCCCGCCAUUUCCCUGUCUCCUGUAAUGUUGGCCGCCCCGCCAUUUCCCUGUCUCCUGUAACGUUGGCCGCCCCGCCAUUUCCCUGUCUCCUGUAACGUUGGCCGCCCCGCCAUUUCCCUGUCUCCUGUAACGUUGGCCGCCCCGCCAUUUCCCUGUCUCCUGUAACGUUGGCCGCCCCGCCAUUUCCCUGUCUCCUGUAACGUUGGCCGCCCCGCCAUUUCCCUGUCUCCUGUAACGUUGGCCGCCCCGCCAUUUCCCUGUCUCCUGUAACGUUGGCCGCCCCGCCAUUUCCCUGUCUCCUGUAACGUUGGCCGCCCCGCCAUUUCCCUGUCUCCUGUAACGUUGGCCGCCCCGCCAUUUCCCUGUCUCCUGUAACGUUGGCCGCCCCGCCAUUUCCCUGUCUCCUGUAACGUUGGCCGCCCCGCCAUUUCCCUGUCUCCUGUAACGUUGGCCGCCCCGCCAUUUCCCUGUCUCCUGUAACGUUGGCCGCCCCGCCAUUUCCCUGUCUCCUGUAACGUUGGCCGCUCCGCCAUUUCCCUGUCUCCUGUAACGUUGGCCGCCCCGCCAUUUCCCUGUCUCCUGUAACGUUGGCCGCCCCGCCAUUUCCCUGUCUCCUGUAACGUUGGCCGCCCCGCCAUUUCCCUGUCUCCUGUAACGUUGGCCGCCCCGCCAUUUCCCUGUCUCUAUCAAGGAGCCUCAGCCCUCUGUCAUUAUCCACUAGUCCCCCCCCCCCAAUUCCAGAUCUCAACCUACAGUAUACCUACAUUACCAAACCUACCUUUGUAGCUCCCUACGUUCUGUUUACUCAAAUGACCACUAUUUCGUAUUGCUGAACUGUAUAUAUUUCUUUGAGUUUCCUCACUUUUCAUAGUUCUUUACAUUUCUAGAUAUUUCCACACAUCCAUGUUAUGUAUAAAUACAUGCUUAGACGUCAUAUCCCUCAAUGUGAAUGGCUCUCUUGGACAAACCUCAUGUCUUACUCUUAACUCAUCACCCAGAGAAUCCCUGGACAUGGCCUGCGACUUAAUCACCGUACGCAUGGAAUCAGCUGAUUUGUGAGCAGAGAAUAGGAGAGACACCACAGGUCUAGUGUGUUAGAUGAUCUUUUAUUACACAGUAAAUGGACACUGCGGUAAAAUGUAAAAAUGAUCAUUUAAUUUGCAAUGGACUGAAAAGGAAACCUGGAGAAAGGGGAAACCAUUAUGUGAAUGUAAAGAAGGAAGUGUGCAUCAGUCGAGUAAUAAUGUCACAUUUAAGGCACACUCCCGGCACCAUCACAACAUAAGUGAAUCUAAGAUCCAUACUGUGUCAACAGUCAUAUCUUCGUUUUGCCAAGCAUCAGGCAUUGCCCAGCUCUGCCAAUAAGUGAUCAGUGUGAGCUGAAAUACGUUCCUUGGGUUUUCUAAAUGGUAAGUUAAAGCCAUGCCAAAGGAAAGGUGCCAGAUAAUAGGAGGACCGUGACUGGUGGGGAGCACAGUUGUAGACAUACAUCCCUGCUUCCUAUCUGGAAGACGUGUUGUGAAACUAAUAAAUAAUUUAAUUGUGGUGUUGGGGAAACAUGAAUAUGAGCUAAAACAAAUACACUUAAGUUGUGUUGGUGCCUGCUCUGUCCCUUUGAUGUAAAGUGUGUGGAAACUGCUCGGUGGGUUUCGGGGUUCAGGGGCCGUGCAGCAGAUCAGGGAUUAAAGACCAUAUUAUGCAGUAAUUGGACUAGGACUUACUAGCACAUUCUGAGAGUAGAAGGUUAGAAGUUCAUUAAGAUACAGCCAGACACCAGAGUUUUAUUGCAAUAUUCACCAAAGUUGGAGGCUAGAGGUCAAAGGUAAGAGACUAGUCAUACUGGGCAGUUGGUCAGUGACGAGUAGGGGACUAGUCGUGCUGGGUAAAUGGUCAGUGACAAGUAGGGGACUAGUCAUGCUGGGCAUUUGGUAAGGCACGUCUAGGGGACUAGUCAUGCUGUGCAGUUGGUCAGUAAUGCCUUGUACAUGGUUGGAUUUUGCGCUAGGAUCAAGGGUUGUCAGGGUGAGGGUGUCAGAGGGUGUCAGAGGCAGAGAGGUAGGUAGUGGGGACACUGUGACCUGGAUAAAUGGGGAAAGGCAUUAUGCUGUGAGUUAAGGAUUAGGCACAUUGGUGUCUGAAUAUUUAGCAAGGGAUUGAGAACUUCUAACAAUUGGGUAGUGGAGGCACCAAUAGAAAGGCUUUAUGUAAAUAGUUAUGGUUUGUGAUGGAGAUGGGUCUAAUUUGAAGCUGUCUAUGGGCUGGAUUUGUACGUUUCGCUGGACAUUGUGGGAUCGUUCUGACUCUGCCACAUCCUGCGGUCAUGCUAUGCACUGCAUGAUGACAAUGAUGUAAAAUACAAUUCUGUGAAUGAAAUAUUUCUUCUUUGGCA
Messenger RNA from Pelobates fuscus (common spadefoot toad), 4135 nucleotides. RefSeq names its product glutamate ionotropic receptor NMDA type subunit associated protein 1 (gene GRINA). The transcript is spliced from 7 exons. Bases 180 to 1235 code for a protein of 351 amino acids. Gene Ontology annotation, biological process: negative regulation of apoptotic signaling pathway. NCBI's taxonomy places the organism in Eukaryota, Metazoa, Chordata, Amphibia, Anura, Pelobatidae. The record is from RefSeq and is a predicted model, not a curated record. Gene Ontology annotation, cellular component: Golgi apparatus; endoplasmic reticulum.